AUGAUACUCCCGAGCCGCACCACGUCUCCCACACACGGGGCCUUCCACCCGCCCACACACGCGCACCCCGACGAGGAGCCCGUCUCCAGGACCUACCAGUACAGGAAGGUUAUGAAGCCCAUGUUGGAGAGGAAGAGGCGAGCGCGGAUCAAUCGCUGUCUGGACGAGCUAAAGGACCUCAUGGUGACCGCGCUACAAGCGGAGGGAGAAAACGUCUCCAAGCUCGAGAAAGCUGAUAUAUUGGAAUUAACAGUCCGCCAUCUACACAGCCUCAAACGGAGAGGCCAGCUAGUGUUGAAACCCGAAAUGUCUUACGCGGAACGAUUCCGCGCCGGUUUCGCUCAGUGUGCUACUGAAGUGUCGCAGUUCAUAACCAGCGCUACGGUCGCCGCUAACGCGAUGCAGCGCCAGGGACCCGUGGACCCUCAGGCUGGGGCUCGGCUGCUUCAGCACCUUAGUAAUUGUAUACGAAGGCUUGAAGCACCCGUUCAACCACCAGUGGUUCAACCUACAGUGGUUCAGCCGCAGCCGAUCGCGCCUAGUGGUGUCGCGAGGCCUACGCCGGUCCUGCCCCAGGCCCCGCAGACCCAGAGGACCCUCGAGCGAGGCCUGAAGAGGCUAGCAGAGGAACCCAUCGACGUGGAAAUGCUCGAUACAAAAAGAGUGUAUCCGCCUUCACCGCCACACAGCCCCGCCUCCGAGACGGACUCCGCCCAGUCGAUGUGGAGGCCCUGGUGA
Danaus chrysippus (African queen) is the source of this 738-nucleotide messenger RNA. The record is from the annotation of a GenBank genome assembly. NCBI's taxonomy places the organism in Eukaryota, Metazoa, Arthropoda, Insecta, Lepidoptera, Nymphalidae.